AUGCAGUCUAUCUCCGGAGGCCGGCAACGCAAUGGCGAGAAGAAGCGUCGGAAUCGAGCGGCAUUGAGCUGUGUUCCUUGCCGGGAGCGCAAGUCAAAGUGCGAUAGGCAGAUUCCAUGUUCCGGCUGCAAAAAUCGAAAAAUGGUGCAUUUGUGCUAUUACUUUGCGAAACAGCGGAAACACGCCCGCGAUGCUAUCACAGCAGCGUCAUCUGACAGCCCAGGAGCAUCGGCUUCGUCCACGUCUUUCCCGGAUAAUACCGGCCAAUGGAGAAAUUCACAAAAUGGCUCUAAUUAUAAUUCCCUUGGUACGUUGUAUCAGCAUGAGAAUGGGUGUAUCACAUACAGAGUUCGGCAAUCCCAUUGGUCAUCUGCGUUGCCGAGUUUGUCAGAAACACUCAGCACCCCAACAUUAUCGACUACAUCGCCACACCUCGCUCCCUUACAACUUGACAGGUCUGAUUCAACGAAUCGGAAUGCGGGUAAUACAGAAGCUGGUUCUCAUCUCCUCUUAUCUUUACCCGCCAAACAGCAUUGCAAAUAUUUAGUGUCGCGCUUUUUUGCCGUCUUUUCUCCUCUCAUUCAUGUGCUUCACGAUCCUACUUUCCAUCGCGAGUACGAAACCUUUUUACAAGAUCCUAAAUCCGUCCCGCUUUCAUGGCUGGCUUUAUUAUUUACUAUACUGUCGCUGGCGACUAUGACACUGGAUGAUGAUGAUUGGGUAUUGGACGAUCUGGGUAGAGAAGCCGAUGGUCCGAGCAACGUCAAGGCCAUCGCCACCCGGUUCAGGAAGGCUGCUAUGAGCUCCCUUGAAGCAGACAAUUAUAUGUCCCGCCACAGGCUUUCUACUCUACAGUGUUUAGUUUUGAUGAUAUAUGCCAUCAACCAUUCUCAAGGGAGUGGUUCAAGUUGGCCUCUAUUAGGGCUCACUGUGCAUGUUGCUAUAUCCUUGGGCUGCCAUGUCGAUGGUGAACGUCUAGGGAUGAAUUACAUAGAAAUUGAGCAGCGAAGACGGUGCUGGGCCGGCCUAAAGGUGCUCUAUAUGAUACAGGCUUUGUCUUUCGGCAACGUCGGUCUAUUCGCCUUACCAAAGUUCCAAGUCAAGCUACCGAUGGAUGUCGACGAUGAUGAUAUACGUCCAGAUUCCCUACCAACUCAGGUAGAUGGACCAACUCAGAUGACCUACAUGCUUCUCAAAGUUAAGCUAUACAGCCUCGUGGAUCAGAUAGCUGACCAAAUCCUCGGCGUGGAGGCUCCUUCACAUGCAAGCAUUGCAGCUCUUGACGCCGCCAUUGAGCGCGAGCAAGAACACUGGGAUGAAAUAUAUCGUAGCCACCUUCGAAGCGACAAAAUCCAGGGGUUCCAGCGAGUUCACUGGAACAUUUUGCACAGCCAUGCGCAUCAGAUUUACCUGCUAAUCCACCGACCUCUGUUCGGCGAACCGGCCAAGAGCGGCUUCCUACAGCGGUCUAGGGCUAGAUGUAUAACAUCUGCGACAGCUCUGUUGGAUAUCCACGCACUUUUGUCUGAUGAACAGCAGUUUCGACAAUUCCGAUGGUACGGAUUCGGCUUGGGGAGUUUCCAUGCAUUCCAUGGUGCAGUGACUUUGGCGGCUGCUAUACUUCAGGACCGAGAUGGUGAAUCAAUAUACGAAAUGCAGUCAGUCCUGAAUGAUUGCACCAACAGGUUCCAAUCUCUUUCGGGAAGAAGCCCAAUCUGCGCCAAAGCAUACACAAUUCUCAAGUAUCUUCAGUAA
Messenger RNA from Trichoderma harzianum CBS 226.95, 1755 nucleotides. RefSeq lists its product as hypothetical. The record is from RefSeq and is a predicted model, not a curated record. NCBI's taxonomy places the organism in Eukaryota, Fungi, Ascomycota, Sordariomycetes, Hypocreales, Hypocreaceae. Gene Ontology annotation, cellular component: nucleus. Bases 1 to 1755 code for a protein of 584 amino acids. The transcript has 2 exons. Gene Ontology annotation, biological process: regulation of DNA-templated transcription; DNA-templated transcription. Gene Ontology annotation, molecular function: DNA-binding transcription factor activity, RNA polymerase II-specific; zinc ion binding; DNA binding.